AUGCUGGUUUAUGCGAUUAUCGACGACCAGAGCAAUCGGUCACUGGCUACCUCAUCGAUCUUUGACUACUUCCAGGAUGAUUGCGGUGAUGUCUCUUACACAUUAGUUUCCUGCUCUGGAACAGUUUCAGCAACUGGAAGAUUCGGUACUUGUUACACAGUGGAGUCUGUAGAUGGCACAUGUCAGUUAGAGUUCCCAGAACUGAUAGAGUGUAAUGACUUACCUAGUAAUAGGGAGGAGAUCCCUUCACGAGAGGUCGCCUUGCAUGAGUUAUUGGUCAACGACAACCUGUUCCAGAAGACCGAACAUGAUGAGAAGAUAGGAUUCUCGAUAGAAGACAAAGAAUUCCUAAAAUUGAUGAACACAUCAUUCGAGAGAGAUGACAGUGGCCAUUGGGUGGCUCCCAUUCUAUUUAAGCAGAACCAACUACGUCUACCAGACAACAAGACCCAAGCACUACAACGUGCAAGAGCAUUUGACAUGAACCUUCGACACAACUCUAGAAAGUACGAGCAUGUCAAGGAGUUCAUGAUAAAAUUGUUCAAUAGAGGACAUGCAGAGAAGGCACCUAUGCUCGAAGAGGGAAUAGAGAGAUGGUAUCUACCAAUGUUUGGUGUGUAUCACCCUAAAAAACCUGAAUCCAUUAGAGUGGUAUUUGACUCAUCCGCUCGUUUUGAAGGAGUGUCCUUGAAUGGUUCACUGAUGAAAGGGCCAGAUCUAUCUAACAGCUUGCAAGGAGUACUGAUGAGAUUCCGGUUAGAUCAACAUUCCGUGAGAGCGGAUGUGAAGCAGAUGUUCCAUAAUUUCCGAGUGAGAGAAGACCACCGAGACUACCUUCGUUUUUUUUGGCAUCCUAACCAUGACUUAGACGCUCCAUUGGAGGAAUUUAGGAUGACAGUACAUGUAUUUAGGAACAACCCUAGUCCUUCAGUUGCUACGUUUGGUUUGAGACAAUCUGUCUCGACUGCAGACCCGGAAGUUCAACACUUCGUAUCCCGUAACUUUUAUGUUGACGACGGGCUGAUGAGCUUCAGUGAUAUACCUCAAGCGGUGGACCUUAUCAAGCGUACACAAGAGGCUCUCUACGAAGGAGAACGCUUACGUCUACACAAAAUCGCAUCAAACUCUGUCGAAGUUUUGCAACAUUUUGAAGCAGAAGAUCUCAGCAAAGACCUACAUGGGCUUGAUAUUAUGCAAGACAACUUACCAGAGCAUAGAAGCCUGGGAAUUGCAUGGAACAUUGAAGACGACACGUUUAUCUUUAGGGUGAGCAAAGAUCCCAAGCCCUUCACACGACGGGGUGUCUUAUCAGUCAUAAACAGUCUCUUUGACCCCAUUGGAUUUACAGCCCCAGUGACAGUGGUGGGGAAGAUGCUUUUAAGGGAGGCAAUGACCACGAAGUGCGACUGGGACGACAUACUCCCGGUCAGUUUUCAGACAGACUGGGAAAUCUUAGCUGUAGAGAUGGCAGAGACUAUCCGAGAAGAACUACAAAUUCCUAAGGACAACUUCACCUUUUACACAGACAACCAAGUCGUCUUGGGAUACAUCUCUAACAAUGCUAAAAGGUUUCAUGUGUAUGUGUCUAACAGGACUCAAAACGACAGAUAUCCGUCAGAGAUUCAUGCAAUCAAAAGCGGAAAACACCCACCACUUAACAGUCACUUAAUCUCCCUCAAUCCAGUACUAGACAAAAAUGGGAUCCUGCGAGUAGGAGGUCGAACAAAACACAUGAAGGCUUCUCACCUGACCACUCAACCUAUCAUUAUCCCUAAGGAUCACCAUAUUGCCACAUUGUUAGUACGUCACUACCAUGCAGAAAUUCAUCACCAGGGAAGACACAUGACAGAAGGAGCAGUCAGAGGCGCAGGUUUCUGGAUUGUUGGAUUCCGUCGGCUCGUGAACUCUCUGAUAAGAUCAUGCAUUAUGUGCAAAAAACUGCGUGGGAAUCUAGGAUGGACAAAGAUGGCGGACCUACCGUUGGACAAAAUUGAGCCUGGACCUCCUUUCAGCUUUGUUGGAGUCGACGCAUUGGGACCUUGGCCAGUUGCAAAGAAGACUACUAGAGGUGUCAGGACUACAUCCAAGUAUUGGGCCAUUAUUUUUACAUGUCUUGUGUCAAGAGCCAUACACAUAGAGCUAGUGGGAGAUAUGAGAAGUGAAGCUUUUAUCAAUGCCCUGAGAAGAUACAUGGCCAUUCGUGGCCCCAUGCUCCAGAUUCGUUCAGAUAGGGGCACACACUUCAUUGGGGCGAUGAAGGAGUUAGGGAUAAGUGCGUCAUUCGAUGAAAGUGGAGUAGUGCAAGAUUACCUGACAAAGGUUGGAUCUACAUGGAUCUUUAAUCCACCAUAUGCACAUCACUUUGGGGGCGCCUGGGAACGUCUUAUAGGAUCCUGCCGUCGUAUUUUGGAUGCCCUGCUGUUGGAGAACAGACCUAAAGACGUAACCUUUGAUGUUCAUAGCACCAUUAUGAGUGAAGUUAGCGCCAUUAUGAAUACUCGUCCACUGUUGCCUAUCUCUAGUGAUCCAGAAGCUCCAUCGGUUCUCUCCCCAUCCAUGGUCCUGACGCAGAAAGAAUGCGACCUUACCUCAUCAAUGAACAUUACAGGAUUUGGACCUAAAGAUGCUAUGAAAAGUCAGUGGAAAUUGGUUCAAAAAUUGGCUGAUGACUUAUGGCGUAGAUUGCAACUCGAAUACAUCCACUGCCUGCAAACUCGCAGAAAAUGGCAACUGCCAGGAGCGACCUUUAAGGUUGGUGACGUAGUUCUAGUCAAGGACGGCAAUUCUCAUCGUAACACUUGGCCCGUUGGUAUUUUUAAGGAAGUGUUCCCAAGCAAAGAUGACGUCAUUCGGAAAGUCAUGGUGACCGUUGUUCGUGAUGAUGUUCGAAACUCAUAUUUUUCACCCUCACUGGAGGAGCAAUAA
This is a messenger RNA of Magallana angulata, 2925 nucleotides long. RefSeq lists its product as uncharacterized. The record is from RefSeq and is a predicted model, not a curated record. Gene Ontology annotation, molecular function: nucleic acid binding. Gene Ontology annotation, biological process: DNA integration. Lineage: Eukaryota; Metazoa; Mollusca; Bivalvia; Ostreida; Ostreidae. The coding region runs from base 1 to 2925 and encodes 974 amino acids. The transcript is spliced from 5 exons.